This is a messenger RNA of Euleptes europaea (tarantolino), 4840 nucleotides long. It is a transcript of the gene FAM135A, whose product is annotated as family with sequence similarity 135 member A. NCBI's taxonomy places the organism in Eukaryota, Metazoa, Chordata, Lepidosauria, Squamata, Sphaerodactylidae. Bases 153 to 4826 code for a protein of 1557 amino acids. The transcript is spliced from 23 exons. The record is from RefSeq and is a predicted model, not a curated record.
ACUCAGCAGGACAGCUGACGUUAAGAAGCACUAUGGUUUUGAUUGCAGAUAUGGGGAAGCGGAAGACUGCUUAUUACCUGUAUUAAGAUGGAUUAUUUAUUAUUAGAGUAAGGUGCUGACAACAGUUCUUCAGCUUCUGCAUCUACAUAAAAAUGAGUGAGAUACAGGCAAUGGUAGAAUUUUCAGUGGAACUCCACAAAUUUUACAACGUGGAUUUGUUUCAAAGAGGUUUUUACCAGAUUCGUGCAUCAAUGAAAAUUCCACCAAGAGUUCCACACAAAAUUGAAGCAAGUUUGUUACGUACAACCAGUGCGGAUCUUGCCUUUCCAGCAUCAGUCCAUGACAACGUAAUCUGCAGUAAAACCUUUCAAAUUCUUUAUAAAAAUGAGGAAGUGUCUGUCAAUGAUGUUAUGAUCUUCAAAAUUAAAAUGCUGUUGGAUGAAAGGAAGAUUGAAGAAUCUCUUAAUGAAAUGAAUUUCCUGCUGUCUUUAGAUCUACAUUUUACGGAUACAGAUUAUUCGCCAGAAGACUUGAGCACAUUGCAGCUGAUUAGCAGCCGAACACUAAAGUUGCACUUUACCUUACACCGAGGCCUUCAUCACUACGUCAAUGUUAUGUUUGAUUACUUCCACCUCUCAGUCAUCUCCGUUUUAGUCCAUGCUUCGCUAGUUGCUCUUCACCAGCCUUUGAUAAGCCAUUUAUGCUACAGACUAGUAGGAGAAAAGGGCGACUCAUUCGCUAACGGUGGAUUACUGGAAGGCGAAGAAUCCUCUUGUCCAGAAUUUGAAACUAGGAGGAUUAGCUGCUGGCUAUGCUUUCCUCGCCCAGUGAAGAAUACUUGGCUAAACAGAAAUGCACCAGCACAGAACAGAGACUCAGUAGUUCCUUCUCUUGAAAGUGUAGUAUUUGGCAGCAAUUACACCAAACAAUUAUCAGCAGAUGGCUGCAGUUUUAUAAUAGCAGAGCCUUUCUUGAAUCAUGCUUACAAUCUCCACUAUACACUUUGUGCCAGUUUGCUGCUUGCGUUCAAAGGAUUGCAUAGCUACUUCAUCAGCUUAUCAAAGGAGCUGCCUUCCUGUCAGAAAUUGGAGCUGGCCAAGGCCCGCAUGCAGGUCCUUUAUGAACGCCUUCUCAGAAGAAAAAACCUACGAAUCCAGGGAGACGCCUAUCUAGAGAACAUAGAUGUAGAAGCACGUCUGUCAGAACUCUGUGAAGAAAUAAAGAAAAUGGAAAAUCCUGAUGAACUGCCGGAACAUAUAAACAUGAAUCUUGCACAGCUUUGUUCACUUCUGAUGGCUUUAUGGGGACAGUUUCUCGAAGUUGUUACUUUGCAAGAGGAAAUCUCUGCACUACUAGCACAACAGCAUCAUACAAUGCGUGUGCGCCGAUUUUCUGAAGCAUUUUUUUGUCUUGAGCACCCAAGGCAAGCUGCCCUUGCAUAUCAAGAAUUACAUGCUCAGAGCCAUCUUCAGAUGUGUACUGCAAUAAAAAGCACCUCCUUCUGUAGUUCUCUUCCACCUCUCCCUAUUGAAUGCAGUGAACUAGAUGGAGACCUGAACUCUUUGCCUAUAAUCUUCGAAGAUCGUUAUUUAGAUUCCAUCACCGAAGAGAUGGAUGUGCCAUGGCUGACAGCUCAGAGGCAUCAGAAGUCUGACCCCAAGAAACCUGACAAACUAGAUUCUGAAGAAAGUUUUACGGCUAGCUUUUCAAGCCCAGAGUUGAAAAUCAGACCUUCAGUUGCCUCCCAUAUUUGGCAGUCAGAAAGUGAAAAACAGUUCACAAAGUCUGCCAAAGGAAAAUGUGAAGAUAUGAAUAAAUCCAAAGCUAAGGUUACCAAGUUGAUGAAAACCAUGAAACCCGAAAAUCCAAAAAAAAUAGUAAAACAGAACUCUAAAGACUCUGUAGUCUUGGUGGGCUACAAAUGUUUGAAAGGUGCAACACCAGAGGACAUCUCUAAAUGCUUUGAAGGCAUUCCUUCAAGUAGCCAGAAGGAAGACCUGGAUCCCACAGUUAGUGGACAAAUUUGUGACACAAGGACCUUCAUGACUCAGAUGAGUCAAAAAGACCUUAGAUAUUUGACAUCUAGGAGCGAACAGAGCUCUGCUAAACCGGAUGGGCAUGAAGAAAGCCAGUGUACCUCAGUCAUUUCUCAAUCUGAAAAUUCCAUCAUUUUUGGUAAAUCUGACAUCUCCCAAACUGGCACUGGGGAUACUCUUAGGGAUAGCACCUUAGCAUCCAGAAGUACUGUUGAAGAUUGCUCAACAGGAGUUAGAAAAAUACAGGUAAAACCUUACUGUAAGAGUCUUCACGGGGGUGAAAAAGUGUUUGUUCGUAUUGGAUCACAGAUAGAAGGUCUGCAAGCUGGACUCCACAGAGAGAAUUUACAGGAAUUCACUUUUGAAAGUUCAAACUAUGAAAAAAGAUCUAAAUCAGAAGAGGAACCACUGCUUGAAAAGGAAAUUGUACAAGAAACAGAAUUACAGUUCACUGAAGAUGCCUUGGCAAGGGUCAAAAGCAACCAGACCAAUCUUUCUUCUAAAGAAACUCAUGGUUCGGUUGUAAGUGGAGAUGUACUAAAGCUGCCUGAUGUGAGUGUGACCUAUGCUUCAUCUAGAUUUUCGGAUUCUGGUGUGGAAAGUGAACCAAGUUCUUUUGCAAUGCACUCAGGUACAGACGUGGCUUUUGAAACUCCUCAAGGGCAAAGUGGAUGCAACAGUGAGAUAGUAUUUCCCCAGAUUUUGCUCAAACCAGAUUGCAAUAUCAAAAACCCUGUAGAGAGUCACUGUACAGAGAGUACAAGUGCUGUUAGUGAAAUACAGUCCUCCUUGACAUCGAUAAAUUCUCUGCCUUCCGAUGAUGAUCUUUCCCUCGACGAAAACUCAAAGAUAACUGUUGUACCUGACUGCCAGUUAAGUGACAGCAAAACUAUUUUGGACCUGGUAGCAAUUGAUUUGUCGAAAUGUGAUGACCCUAAAGAACCAGAUGCUUUGCCACAGUGUGGUUUGAUUUCUGGGCGAUUAGACAGUGAAACUACACUUCCAACGUCAUUACCUUCAAAUAUAAAAAGUUCUUUACAGCUCGUUUCAGAUGAAGAUACAACUUCAGAUGUGAACACUUACAACCCACAAUCAAAUAUUGGCACCAUUUGUGAAGAUUCUCAAAAGUUAGAGAGAGAUUUCCAUACUGUAGGGACAACAAAUGAAACACCUUCAGGCAUUGUUUAUCCAGGGGAGUCCUGUGUUGUUUCAGGUUCCAUAUCUAGUUGUGCUGGAAGUGUUGUAGUGAGGCCCAGUGAAGGAAGUCUUGGUAAACCUGUACAGCUAAAGCAAAUGACUGAUGAAUUGUCAGUUGAAAAAAAUGAAAGCCUCACAGGUAUGAGCAUCUUGUCAUCAGAGGGAACUACUGAUACGUUGAAGCAAGGACUUAUAGAAGACUACUUCGGCAAUCAAAGUACUGCUGAUAUCUCUUGUGUGUGUUCUACAGACAGCAGUACUAAUCUUGGCCCCCAAAAGGAAACAAUUCCAUCAGAAGACGAUGAUGAACAAGAUCAAGACAUGGUUGAAAAUGGUUAUUAUGAGGAAGAAGAUGACAGUAAUUUAGAUGGAGCUACAAAUGAUGAUUUAGAAGAAGAGAUUCUUGGGGUAACAAUUGGGAGAGCUUUAAGAACUGACCCAAUGAAUAGUGAACUUCUCAGGUACGGGAUCAAUAUGGCUCCACUUUGUACUCCAGGUAGCUUGGCAUUUCCCUCUUCAUUGAGAGGAUAUCCAUGUAGUACGCUAUGGUCUUCAAAGGACAAAACUAGUGGCGUUGUGAAGCAGCCUUGCAAUAUGUCCUGCAGCACAAUUUCAUCCACGUCCUGGUAUGAGGGCUUCCCUAAACCUCAACAGCUAGCAUUCCUCCAGGCUAAAGAGGAGAUGAAGCAGCUUAAGCUCCCUGGUUUUAUGUAUAGUGAUGUUCUCAGCCUGGCAUCUUCAGUACCUUAUUUCAGCACAGAAGAGGAGGAAAGUUCAGAGGAUGGAAUACAUCUCAUAGUCUGUGUACAUGGCCUAGAUGGCAAUAGUGCAGACUUAAGACUAGUAAAGACUUACAUUGAACUUGGCCUUCCUGGAAGUCGUAUAGAUUUUCUGAUGUCUGAGAGAAAUCAGAAUGAUACAUUUGCUGAUUUUGAUUCCAUGACAGAUCGCCUUUUGGAUGAGAUAAUACAGUACAUUCAAAUUUACAAUCUAACAAUUUCAAAAAUCAGUUUUAUUGGCCAUUCAUUGGGUAACCUAAUAAUCCGGUCAGUGCUAACAAGACCUAGAUUUAAAUAUUACCUCAGCAAACUUUACACCUUCCUGUCUCUGUCUGGGCCACAUCUUGGGACCCUCUACAACAGCAGUGCUCUUGUUAAUACAGGGCUCUGGUUUAUGCAGAAGUGGAAAAAGUCAGGGUCUUUAUUGCAGCUGACGUGUCGAGAUCAUUCAGACCCUCGGCAAACCUUCUUGUAUAAGCUUAGUAGAAAGGCAGGUCUCCAGUAUUUCAAAAACAUAGUAUUAGUGGGAUCUCUUCAAGAUCGUUAUGUCCCAUAUCAUUCUGCCCGUAUAGAAAUGUGUAAAACAGCUUUAAAGGAUAAACAGACAGGACCAAUAUAUGCCGAAAUGAUCCAGAAUCUCCUUCUGCCUGUUCUUCAGAAUAAGGAAUGCAGUUUGAUCCGCUAUGAUGUCAUUAAUGCAUUGCCGAACACAGCUGAUUCUCUCAUCGGAAGAGCUGCGCAUAUAGCUGUUUUGGAUUCAGAAAUAUUUUUAGAAAAGUUUUUCCUGGUUGCUGCCCUAAAAUAUUUCCAUUAGGAAUAAAACAACAA